Notothenia coriiceps (black rockcod) is the source of this 3448-nucleotide messenger RNA. Its product is annotated as LIM domain kinase 1. NCBI's taxonomy places the organism in Eukaryota, Metazoa, Chordata, Actinopteri, Perciformes, Nototheniidae. Gene Ontology annotation, cellular component: neuron projection; nucleus; cytoplasm. The transcript has 15 exons. Bases 163 to 2523 code for a protein of 786 amino acids. The record is from RefSeq and is a predicted model, not a curated record. Gene Ontology annotation, biological process: positive regulation of stress fiber assembly; protein phosphorylation; actin cytoskeleton organization. Gene Ontology annotation, molecular function: ATP binding; protein serine/threonine kinase activity; protein binding.
AGAGAGAGAGAGAGUACAAAACAACAAAAAAACAGACAACGCCUGCUGCCGGUCACAGCACAGAACAAUUAGGAUCCGCUCAUGAACGAACGCAGCUGAAAAGCUCCUCUCUUCACUGUGGGAUUGUUUCUGAGGGACAGUUGUCCGACCUGACAGGGCAGAAUGUCACGCCGGGACCAGAGGUUUCGGAGAGGAACGAAAGGACGGUGUUGUGAAUGUGGCUGCAUCUUGUCUCACUGGUACUAUGAGAAAGAGGGACAGCUCUACUGCAAGAAGCACUACUGGGCCCGCUAUGGAGAGCACUGCCACGGCUGCAAAGACACCAUCGCAACAGGACUCAUCAUGGUGGCUGGAGAGCAGAAGUACCACCCUGAAUGCUUCACAUGUAUGAGCUGUGAAAUGUUCAUUGGAGAUGGAGACAGCUACACACUCGUCGAACGCACAAAACUCUACUGUGGCCAUUGCUUCUGUCCGGGUGAAGUAUCCGCUGAGAGGUCAGCCUCUUCCCUCACCAAGCGUCCACACACGGUGGCGCUGGUGUCUCUCCCUCCCCAUGCUGGACGAGGCCUGUCUGUAGCCACUGACCUCAGCCAGGAGAAAGGCCCUCUUGUCACCGUGACAGGGUUAGACUCCUCCACCCUCAGCCCUGAGCUGCUGUCCUCCGUCCACAUGGGGGACCGGGUUCUGGAGGUAAACGGCAUCCCCGUCCUCAACAUUUCCCCUGACGAGAUAAACUGUGUGAUCCAGGACACAAACCGACCGCUGCAGCUGACCAUUGAACACAACCCACAGUCUCCUGAUGACCCUCCUCUCUCAAACGAUCCCCCGGACAACGUCAGCUGUCCUGAACCGUGUGUCUGUGAAAAACUUUCUUCAACCCAUAAACUCCCAAGUCUAGAGGAAGAGCCGAGUCCAGGGGGGGAGACAGAAGAACCAAUCAGGGUGAGCCUCUCACCACCUCAGCACCAAGGAAUGAGAUCUAGACACAUUCUGCGCAGCUGUAGUAUAGAUAAGUCUCCUCUGUCCCCUGGAGCUCUGUCACUUUUAUCUCAUAGAAGAGAAAUGGUUCGCUCCGAGUCUCUUCGUGCGGACCCUGGAGAUCGGACUCAUCGCAUCUUCCGACCUUCGGACCUCAUCCAUGGAGAAGUGCUUGGCAAGGGCUUCUUUGGACAGGCUGUCAAGGUAACACAUCAGGAGACAGGGGAGGUGAUGGUGAUGAAAGAGUUGAUACGGUUUGAUGAGGAGACGCAGAAGACUUUCUUGAAGGAAGUGAAGGUGAUGCGCUGUAUGGACCAUCCCAAUGUCUUAAAGUUCAUUGGACUGUUUUAUAAAGACAAACGGAUAAACUUUGUCUCUGAAUACAUCCAGGGAGGAACUCUCAGAGAGACCAUCAUUAAAAUGGACAAAGAUUUCCCCUGGAGUGUCAGAGUGGGUUAUGCUAAAGACAUUGCAGCUGGAAUGGCUUAUCUACACUCCAUGAACGUUAUUCACCGAGAUCUUAACUCACACAACUGCCUGGUCAGAGAGAACCAGUCUGUGGUGGUGGCAGACUUUGGACUAGCCAGGCUGGUGAAGGAGGAGAGAAAUCAGAGCAAAACCUCUUCUCUGGAAAGGCCUCCCAAGGGAACACUUUCAGAUCUCCGCAGGCCUGACCGGAGGAAGCGCUACACCGUGGUGGGAAACCCCUAUUGGAUGGCCCCUGAGAUGAUUAGUGGAAAAACCUAUGAUGAACGGGUGGACAUCUUUUCCUUUGGUAUCAUGAUAUGUGAGAUAAUAGGUAGAGUGAACGCUGACCCCGACUACCUUCCCCGGUCAAAUGACUUUGGGCUAAAUGUGUCCGGCUUCCUGCAGCAGUACCACCCUCCUCAGUGCCCCCCCGCCUUCAUGCCGCUGGGUGUGCUUUGCUGUGACAUGGACGCUGAAAAACGUCCUUCCUUUUCAAAGCUGGAGGAGUGGCUGGAGAACCUGCUGAUGCACCUGGACAUCGGGUUGCCUCAGCUCUCUCAGUUAGAGCAGCUCAGCAGAGGCUUCUGGAUGAACCACAACCACCAAAACCAAACUCAGAACCAGGAUAAAUCCCCUGAUUCUCAUGAACAAACCCGGUGCUCACAGACACAAAGACACAGCCCUGACGCCAAGUUACAUUCAGACAAUGCAAAUAACCACACGGAGCCUAAUCACCUCACCGAGAGCCAAAAUCUAAAUAGCACACCUGAGAGACAUUCGGAUGAAGAGCAUGACAACCAUGAGAUGAGACCAGAGGACAACCACUCCUGUUUGAGCAGACAAUGUAAGGAUCACUCACAAGAGAAGAGCAAGACGUGUUGCAAGUCGACGAGCGUAGACUCAGGCGAAAAUGGGACUAAAUCCUCUGAACGGAAUAACCCCUCAGGACAACCAGAAGUCCAGGAGGAGACCUCACAACAGCUGCAGGUCAACACUUCGCUAGGACGCUCUAACAGGCAGAGAAGGACAUGCAGAGUGCUGUGGGACAGAGCUGAAGAGGACAGCUCUUUUCUCUGACUGCUUUUUUUGAUGGCUAAGAUGAAGAAGAGUUUUCAGGAAUACAUUUUUUUUAAAAGACAAUUGUGCCUUUUUAAAAUGACUGGGAAAGUUAUUACAUAGUUUAAGUUAUACAGAGAACCUGCAGAGGCCUAACAUUGCAAGUGUAUGUGAUAUUUUAAAUUAAAAGCAAAACAGAUGUGUAUGUUGAUUCAUGAGAACUGCUAGUGCAUGACUCAUUUUGUUCUGUAAACCAAUGUGAUUUCAACCACAUCCCCACAACACAGGCUUUCGUUCAUAUUUCAGAGUUACAUUUGAACUCAAAAGCAGUAUAUUGUCCGAAAUGUAUUCAAGCACAUGACCGAAAAAGAUUUCUCUCUGGUAGACAAACUACUUAAUGGCAACACAGUUUCUUAGAUAGCCUACCUCAAACAUAACUUUUGCAUUUUUGUGCUACAAAUGUCUCUUUUCUUAAUCACAUGGUUCCUACAGCUUAAGGCAAUUAAGAAUUUGAAAGGCACUCAGAACAAAAUUCCUGACCAACUUUAAAAUAACCAAAACAAGCUGAUGAGAGAUGUGUGAUUGGUGUUUGGUCCUUGUGUUAAGACACCACAUUAUCUCUGUUUUCAGUGUAUGUGAGAUGCAUUGGGAAAAUUAUUUAUAAAUAGAUCAGAGAUUUUAACUCGAAAUGUCUAAAAUAUAUAUUUAUAGUAUCCUACUUACCUUGGCUUUUCAAAGAUUGAUUUUAGAUUAAUUUAAUUCCUUUUCAAAAGUGUUUAAAGACCCUUUGGAACCCUGUUAUCAGAAUACCUUUAUGAUGGCGAUACUAUCUGUGGUCAUCUGAAAUUAUGUGGCCAAAUCAUCCUUUGGGCUCCAGUGAGAAUCUGUGAAACACAUGGCACUUUGUACUAGGGCUGCUCGAUUAUGGCAAAAAUCAUAAUCUAUA